CAAAUGCCGCCGCUGCGCCACGCGACUUCACGCAUUGGUCCAAAGUGCUCUGCUCAGUCCAGCAAUAAUCUGCUAGCUGUUUUAGAUGAUUUAAGAGUUCACCAUAGCUAGAAUUAGGAUGAAUUUUAAGGCUACUCCCAACCCAGCGCCGACCUUGUUUGGGGAGUGGUCGGGAGCAAAGUCGUGGGAAAGUCCUGAAUGUGUGACAGGGGCUUUAUAGUCGCGGUACAAUAACACUAAGUUGUGUACAAAGUUUGCUUUAACCUGAGUAUUGGCACCAAAAGCAGAGGAUAGACUACGUAGACAGGUAUGAUAUAGACAGCCAUUAAAGAGAAGAUUUCAACAACUAGUUUUCUUAGGUAAAUAGCUUUGCUCUUUUCCUCUGCGUAUGUUGGUUAGCUGAGAAAACUAUGUUGAAUUGAUUCAGCAACCUGAUGAAAUUAUUUACGGUGCUAUGAAAACCAGUCUUUGUCUAAAAGCAACGUAACGCGUCAUAGCGUGGGAUUUGCAGUCUUACAAGUUACACCAUUCAGUAGAAGAACGCACGUCGUCCAGUGCGCUGACGGUGGUCAAAGAUUGGCUUUGCUUAGAACUUCCAUCCGUUCUACAAAUUUGAGGUGGAGUACCAACGGAACCAUGAAUCUGCUCCAUGUCUUUUCUCUUGUUUGCCUCUGCGUUACUAUGGCAACUACGCAGAGGUGUACUGAUGACGUAUGUGAGUUCACCCUGGUGGUUCGUUACGCAAGGACCAUGACGUAUACCGAUAGGGACGGCAAAGUGCACGGGGUCAAGAUUCUACCAAACGGGAGCCUGCAGAGGAUGGACGGGUCCAUAGUUUCUGUAGAGGAGGCCAUCACGGCUGAUGGAGUGCAGCGAAACGUAAUUCUCGUGAACGACCAGUUCCCCGGUCCUACAUUGGAGGUCAUGGAAGGAGCGCAGAUGGUUGUAACCGUCGUCAACAAGCUGCUCAAAGAAGCCACCUCACUCCACUUCCACGGCAUGUACAUGCGCGGUGUGCCACAUAUGGACGGGGUGCCUUACGUCACACAAUGCCCCAUCCUACCCAUGCAAAGCUUCACCUACAGGUUUAAGGCGGAGCCUGCUGGGACCCACUGGUACCACAGUCAUCUUGGCUCACAAAAGGACGACGGUCUGUAUGGGGCGUUCAUAGUGCACAAGAACAGCAUGCCGACGACCCCAUCCCUACCUAUGUUCCUGCAAGAUUGGUGGCACGAUGACUUCGAUGAUAUGGACGUGUUCGCCAAGGGUCCUGGGCGCUUCAUUGUUCACCCAAAAGAUCGUGGAUACAGCUUUGACGGUGAAGACCUGUCGAAUUACAACUUCGAAUCGGCCCUCAUCAACGGCCGUGGUCGGUACAACAACAACUCCGCGCCGCUAACAAGGUUUGAAAUAUCAUCGGGAGAAACCUUACGGUUCCGCCUCAUCCACGUAGGCGCAGAGUACACCUUCCGCGUGUCCAUCGACGCGCACAGCAUGACGGUCGUGGCAAAUGACGGACAUGAUGUCGAGCCGGUCCAGGUUCAGUCCAUCCUCGUCUUUCCAGGAGAGUCUUACGACUUUGAAGUAGUCGGCGAUCCGUCUAAUAGUGGUACCUACUGGAUCCGUGCCCAGACGCUGUUGGCGGGAAAAGGGCCCGAUGUCGAGCCAGAGGACCGACUACAAGAAGUGAGAGCCAUCCUGGCACAUGCCAACAGCCCUACCGAUGAAGACCCGAACUCAGCGAUGCAAACCUGCACCGAAAACAGCCCGUGUCGAGUUCUGAACUGCCCUUUCCCGGCGUUCCCUGCAGGCAGCAAUACGGAAUGUGUCUACGUCUCAGACCUGAACAGCACCGAAGAGUACACAAUACCGGACGAGUCAGAAACUGAAGAGUACUUCUUCACCUUCGUUGGUGGCUCCACAGUAAACGGUCGUAGGUUUGCCACCCCGAAAAAGCCACUGAUCUUCAAAGCACCCUAUGACAUUACCCCCUGCGAAGCCACCUGUGAGAUGGACAUGUGUACGUGUACCUACAUGGUGGAGAUUCCACCCGGGAAGACCAUCAGGUUUGUGUUGAUAAACGGGCAUCACCCCUUCCAUCUCCAUGGUUACGACUUCAGGGUUCUGGCCAUGGGAUUUCCAGACUACAACAAAACAACGGGGCGCUUGCUCGCUCCGAACACUGACAUUGACUGUGGGAACGACAGGAGAUGCAGGAUGGCUUCCUGGAACGUAAAGAGGCCGAACAUGAACUACAACAAACCUCCCAUCAGGGACACAGUCGUCGUCCCCGCUCUUGGAUACACUGUGAUAGAGUUCAGGAGCAACAAUCCUGGCUUCUGGGCCUUCCACUGUCAUCAAACAACUCACCGAACCGGAGGGAUGUCCAUGAUCAUCGCGGAGGCCCUGGACAAGCUGCCCGCCCUGCCGUACGGCUUCCCGACCUGUGGAGACUUUACUGGGACCGAGAAACCACCAGGGGGAGGCAGCGGUGAAACAACAACAGAUGCCUCAACGGCGAAGUCCGUGACUCUGGUCGAGUUGGAGCAUCCCGAGCUGAUCAUCAUCAUCGUCGUCUCGGCAGCCCUGUCUGCUACCAUCGCCGUUAUGGCAGUCAGCUUCUACAAUGCACGUGUAAACAAGAGCAAGAAGAUGAUGAUAGAAACGCCGCCGGCUGUUCCGCAAGAUCUGGAAGACACAGUAACAAUGGGAGACUAGUGGGCCUUGCCAUUGCAGGUAGAUGCUGUUGAACACGCUGUUUGAACAAAUGUGACAUUGCGCAAGGAGGAGGCACAGAAGGUCCUAACACACAAUCUACAAUAAAGUGUCACCGUAUUUUCAAUUAAUGAGUUGUAAAAAUCAUAAAAUUUAAGAAUUGUUAUGUUUGAUUUUUUCCUGUUAUACGACCUUUCCCAGUUAUAAUACAGUUUUAUGACUGUAGCAUUUUAAAGUAAUAUAGUAUUGUUAUAACAUUUUAGAUCUAGAUUUAAUACGGUGUUGCGUUGAUGUGAGUCAUUGCUGUACAAUUUAAGUCAACAUAUCAAAGAUAAGUUAAACAUUAGUGUACUAUGAUAUUGGCGAUCAUCCAUCAUAGAAUAGUUCUUAGCAAAUUAAGAUUAGUAAGAUCUUCCCCAUGUGGGCCUUAAGGCCUGUUAGCUUGAUAAGAAUACCGUUUGGCUAUUAGUUGUUUUACAUGCUCAAAAGUAUCUUAUGAUAACGUUACUAUGAACUAACAUUAAAUUGAAAACAUGAAUCAUCAUCAUCAUCGGUCGACGUACUUACCCAUGAAUACAGCUAGCGGAUUUAUGAGUUGAGAUAUUUAGAAGAACUAUAAUUGUAUUUUAGUGUAUCAUUGACAGAAUUAUGAAAAGACUGGCAAUUUCUUUUGCGUUGGGACGUGUUCUAAACACAUCUGAAAAGAUAGACGAAUUAUUAAGAGAGCAAACUCAUUGUGUAGAGAUUGCUAAGAUAAAAAAUGGAAUAUCGUUAAAUUUUCAUGUAUCAUGAGAAAUGGAAUAUUGUUAAUUUUGCAUGUGUUUUGAGAAUUCCGACACAAUAUAUGUGUUUGUGUUGUUGUUGUUGCUAUUGUGCUCGAAUAUUCUCAUAAUAAAUGCAAAUUUAACAAUAUUCUUAUUCAAGGACAAAAGCGAUGUACCAAGAAAGUGCAAAACGGACGGCACACACAUACAUGUAACUUUUCUUACGCCUAAUUUCCAAAUAAAGCCACAGCAAGAAAUUUUUUGGUUGAUAUCAUCGCGCUUAUUUAUCUUUAAUAAACACUGGAUAGGCUA
Molecule: messenger RNA, 3791 nt
Organism: Branchiostoma floridae (Florida lancelet)
Lineage: Eukaryota; Metazoa; Chordata; Leptocardii; Amphioxiformes; Branchiostomatidae
Product: L-ascorbate oxidase-like
Exons: 10
Coding region: 637-2718 (693 amino acids)
Biological process (GO): iron ion transport
Cellular component (GO): plasma membrane
Molecular function (GO): oxidoreductase activity; copper ion binding
Source: RefSeq, a predicted model, not a curated record